This is a messenger RNA of Fusarium redolens, 1153 nucleotides long. RefSeq lists its product as uncharacterized. The record is from RefSeq and is a predicted model, not a curated record. Lineage: Eukaryota; Fungi; Ascomycota; Sordariomycetes; Hypocreales; Nectriaceae. Bases 297 to 752 code for a protein of 151 amino acids. The transcript is spliced from 2 exons.
CUCAGCCACUGCUGGCGGCGCUAAGCUGGGUCUACAACAGUCCCUUUUCUCUUCUUUUCUUCUCAUUUCUACAAAUUCCUUUUCUCUUCUUUUCUUCUUAAUUCUACAAAUUUGCUACACCUUCAAGACAAAAUUAUUUUAUCUUCCUCAACCUCCAAUUCUUUAAUCGACGCUGCAUAUGUACCAAAUCAUAAUACUCAACACUUUACCCAAAUUGUUUUAAAAUCUCAACACUUGACAUUGUCGCCAUAGCAGAGAUACAGCUCAGAGCGUAACGUUUACAACCAGGUUCUGAGAUGAGCAGGAGGGGGAAAUAUCUCUGUCUAGAGACUCAAUCGUCAUCGACGUCUCACUUUUUCGCCGGGCAGGUACAAGACAAUGCCGGGUCCUUUAGUCACCUGCCGCCUGAGAUUCGUCAAUACAUCUAUGAAGAGCUUUUUGGCAACCAACAGGUUCAUGUCCUGUACUACAACCCAGGGGGGAUAGGAAAAUCGCUCUCAGGCGCUGAAAAGAUGCGUAAGGGCAAGAUUCCACGCUGGGGCCAUUUCAUUUGUUGUUCCACGCCGCAUAAAGGACCACAUGACCAUGAUGAGUAUACGCAUAAGUGGUGCCAUCUCUCUGCUUCUCUUAUCUUUACCUGUAAGAAAAUCUUCAUCGAAGGAGUCCCUGUACUAUACAACUCCAACAGAUUUAUGUUCGAUGCCCCAAAACAUUUUCUAUCUUUUCGAUUAGUCACUACGGACGCUAUCUAAGAAAGCUGAGCCUGGUCGUUGCUGUACGGCAAUUCCCCGAAAUACAUGAAGAAAUCCUUAUGCUAGCUGAAGAGCAACCGAAAUUGGAUAUCGAAAUCAUGCUAUUAGAGCAAAAAAUGUCCAGGAAAGAAUUUCGCCACGCUAUCAUUAAACCGCUUCGGGACAUUGACGAGGAAUUGAAUCCUGAGAAUAUGGAGGAUGGUCAAGUUCGAGUAAUCAAUCUAAAGUUCUUCCUUGGAAACAAGACCUUUCCCUAUAGAGGUAGUCCCCAAUCGAAGCGCGCUGCUUCAAUCAUCUCAGUCUCUAUGGCGCCAGAGUCAGAGACGGCCAGUCAUUCAUAGAGCACAUAUGGUUUAAGCGAAGGCGAGCCGAAUUGUUCUGGGGAGAUGGACUUUGCGACG